UGCCCGAAAUCCCCGGACCGUGGGUCUGUGUCGGGACCUUGAGCUCCGGAGCUGGAAAAACCCGGCUGAGGCUUCACAGUUCUCUACACUCUCCAAGAGCCACAGAAAAUGAACACAUUUCAGGCAUCAGUGUCAUUCCAGGACGUGGCUGUGGAGUUCACCCAGGAGGAGUGGCAGCACAUGGGCCCUGUCGAGAGGACCCUGUACAGAGAUGUGAUGCUAGAGAACUACAGCCACCUCGUCUCAGUGGGAUACUGCUUUACAAAACCAGAACUGAUCUUCACGUUGGAGCAAGGAGAAGAUCCAUGGUUAUUAGAGAAAGAGAAAGGAUUUCUAAGCAGGACCUCCCCAGAAGACUCCCAACCCGAUGAAAUCUCAGAGAAGAGUCAAGAAAAUCAAGGCAAACAUUGGUGGCAAGUUUUAUUCACCAAUAAAUUAUUGACUACAGAGCAAGAAAUUUCAGGAAAAGCACAUAAUCAGGACAUAAACAUUUUUCCUGCCAGAAUGAUGCCUUGUAAAUGUGACACUGUGGGGUCUGGUUACCAGGGUCUGAGCCCAUUGGCCCCACACUGUCAAUAUUCAAAAGAGAAGGCUCAUGAGCAUGAUGUAUGUGACAAAUGGCUCAUCAAUAUUAAGGAUGGCAGAACUAACACUCAAGAGAAAUCUUUCACUUACAGUAAAAUUGUGAAAACCCUCAGUCAUAAGGAAAAAGUUAUUCAACAUCAGAUAAUUCAGACUUUGGGGAAAGAUUUUGAAUAUAAUGGAAGUAGAAAAGCUUUUCUUGAAAAGGCUGCCCUUGUUACGUCUAAUAGUACCCACCAUAAAGGAAAAUCUUACAACUUCAAUAAAUUUGGGGAAAACAAAUACGAGAAAUCAACCUUUAUUAUUCCUCAGAACAUUCAUCAAGAGAAGAGUCACUAUGAGUUUAAAGAUACUGGAAAUUGUUUCUGUAGGAUCACUCACAAAACUGAUACAGAAGGGAAAUCUUUUAGCCCAAAGUCACACAUUAGAGAACAUCAUAGAAUUCGUAUAGGGAUGAAACCCUUUGAAUAUGGAAAAAGUUUCAACCAUAAUUCAGCCCUCCCACUGUAUCAGGGAACUCAUGCAACAGAUAAAUCAUCUGAUUAUAACACAUGUACAGAGACAUUCAGCUACCAGUCAACUUUCAGUGUACAUCAGAAAGCUCACAUAAGGGCAAAACCCUAUGAGUGUAAUGAAUGUGCAAAAUCCUGCUCUAUGAAUUCACGCUUGAUUUGGCCUCAGAAAAGUCACACAGGGGAGAAACCCUAUGAAUGUCAUGAAUGUGGGAAAGCCUUCAGUGAGAAGUCACGUCUAAGAAAACAUCAGAGAACUCACACAGGAGAGAAACCAUAUAAAUGUGAUGAAUGUGAGAAAGCUUUCAGUGCAAAGUCAGGCCUAAGAAUACACCAGAGAACCCACACAGGAGAGAAACCAUUCGAAUGUAAUGAAUGUGGGAAGUCUUUUAACUAUAAGUCAAUCCUUAUAGUACAUCAAAGAACUCACACAGGGGAGAAACCUUUUGAAUGUAGUGAAUGUGGGAAAUCUUUCAGCCAUAUGUCAGGCCUAAGGAAUCAUCGAAGAACUCACACAGGGGAAAGACCAUAUAAAUGUGAUGAAUGUGGGAAAGCUUUCAAACUGAAAUCAGGCCUAAGAAAACAUCAUAGAACACACACAGGGGAGAAGCCCUACAAAUGUAAUCAGUGUGGAAAAGCUUUUGGUCAGAAAUCCCAACUCAGAGGACAUCAUAGAAUUCACACAGGGGAAAAACCCUAUAAAUGUAAUCAUUGUGGGGAAGCUUUCAGUCAAAAAUCAAACCUCAGAGUCCAUCACAGAACUCAUACUGGGGAGAAACCUUAUAAAUGUGAGGAAUGUGGAAAAACGUUCAGGCAGAAAUCAAAUCUCAGAGGGCAUCAAAGAACUCACACUGGGGAGAAGCCCUAUGAAUGUAAUGAAUGUGGAAAAGCUUUCAGUGAGAAGUCAGUCCUAAGAAAACACCAGCGAAUUCACACUGGGGAGAAACCAUAUAAUUGUAAUCAAUGUGGGGAAGCUUUCAGUCAGAAAUCAAAUCUCAGAGUACAUCAGAGAACUCACACAGGGGAGAAACCCUAUAAGUGUGAUAAAUGUGGGAAAACUUUCAGUCAAAAAUCAAGCCUUAGAGAACAUCAGAAAGCCCACUCAGGAUUAAACGUGCAUAUAAAGAAUAUGAAAAAACUCUGAGCUGGAAAUUAAACCUCACAAUACAUAAAUGAACCCACAGGAGAGAACUGUUAAUGUAGUGAGCAUUUCCUCUACAAUUUUAGCCUCCACCAAACAUCAAAGAACUUAGGAGAUAAAUUGUUGAAAUGUGUUUUACAUGGAAAUUCUUUCAGCCAGAGUGCAAUCUUCCAUGGAUAUUAGAGAGCUCACCCAGCAAAGAAACCCUAUAAAGAUAAUGAAUAUGGAAAAUACUUUUGUGAACUCAUUCCUCAAAAAACUCAUGCUGCAGAAAAGCUCUGAGAAAGUAAUAAAGAUUUGAAACUUUGUGCCAACGAUCAAAACUCAUUCAUAAUCAAAGAAGUCACACAAUGAGAAAAGCUAGAAUGUAAUAAGUGUGUGGUAAACUUUAGCCAGAAGUCAGUACAGCAGAAAAUACAUACGGGAUAGAGACCUCAUAGUAUAUUAAGCAAGAAAUGAAGAUAAUGGAUGUGGGAAAUUCUUCUGCCAUGUCAACCCUCAUUUUAACUUACACAGAGGUAAUCCCUAUAUAAUAACUAUUGAAAUAUUUACUAGUAAUCGUUUUCACUUCUCCCUCAUGCCACACCUGUCCUAAAUGCUCAACCACUCUAUCUUCUAAAUGGGAUCAUAUUGUUACCCUCUAGCUAGUGGAAUAUGGGGGUCAAUUACAGACAGGUCUUAAGUACAUCAGUCAAAUUGUCAAUAUUUUCUCCUAUCCCUCAUUACAACGAAAUGGAGGAAAACCUUGGGACUCAGGUUCUCAUGAUGGAAAACAAGAUUGUAGGAAUCAAGGUCAGAGAAGGACCCUGUGGCAUGGAGUUUUUUCCUCCAUGUACACAGUUGGACUUUUUGCAGUGAGGAAACAAAUUUGUUCCCUCCUGAGCUUCUAAAGGUUUGGGUGUUCUUGAUACUGACAGAAACUCAACAACACUCAUGUAAUAAAACAUACGAGUAUGAUUUUUCAGGAUAUCUGAACUCAGUGUAUGUCAGAAAAGUCACAUAGGACCGAUGUCCGACAGCAUCCUGAGUGACCCUAACUUCUAUCCCCAGGUCUUCCACGUCAGUCAGGUAAUAUCAGACGAAAUCUGACAUUUUAACAAACGGAGGAAAUUCUUCACACACACAGACACACAGUCACACAUACAUACCCAAAAUUCCAUUAACUAUCUGAUAAUUUACUUUUGAAUGUGUAAAUGUUUUCAAAAAUUAUCGUAUUUUAUAUCAGAGCUUGUUUCAAGGGGAAAAUCUAUCCAUUUGAGAAAGGUAAGUAAUAGCUUUUAUCUAGAUACUGCUAUAUGAGAACUGUUGUUUAAUAUAUAAUAUCAAAACCUUUAAUGAAGUGACAUAUUGAUAGACAUUCACUAUCAUAAAAAGCCUAAAACGAACAAGAAAUAAACUGCAUAAAC
Molecule: messenger RNA, 3641 nt
Organism: Saimiri boliviensis boliviensis (Bolivian squirrel monkey)
Lineage: Eukaryota; Metazoa; Chordata; Mammalia; Primates; Cebidae
Gene: ZNF782
Product: zinc finger protein 782
Biological process (GO): regulation of transcription by RNA polymerase II
Molecular function (GO): DNA-binding transcription factor activity, RNA polymerase II-specific; RNA polymerase II cis-regulatory region sequence-specific DNA binding
Source: RefSeq, a predicted model, not a curated record